This is a messenger RNA of Haplochromis burtoni (Burton's mouthbrooder), 1076 nucleotides long. RefSeq names its product alcohol dehydrogenase 1-like. The record is from RefSeq and is a predicted model, not a curated record. Gene Ontology annotation, cellular component: cytosol. Gene Ontology annotation, biological process: formaldehyde catabolic process. Gene Ontology annotation, molecular function: S-(hydroxymethyl)glutathione dehydrogenase [NAD(P)+] activity; zinc ion binding. Lineage: Eukaryota; Metazoa; Chordata; Actinopteri; Cichliformes; Cichlidae.
UUCUCUGACUCCAGUCCUGCAGCUCCUGUUGCUUUCAACUUUUUUGUGACUCUGUCAUAGUUGCAGAAAUGUCCACCGCUGGUAAGGUCAUCAAGUGCAAGGCAGCAGUGGCCUGGGAAUCUAGCAAGCCUCUGGUGAUUGAAGAAAUAGAGGUAGCCCCACCCCAGGCCAAUGAGGUCCGCAUUAAGAUUGUGGCAACAUCUCUGUGCCAUUCAGACCUGUACUUCCUUUAUGAGAGUCUGGACAAAUCGCUCUUCCCAACCAUCCUCGGUCAUGAGGCAGCCGGCAUUGUAGAGAGUGUUGGGCUGGGAGUGACGGAAUUUCAGCCAGGAGACAAAGUAAUUCCUCUUUUCCUACUCCAGUGUGGAGAAUGUCGCUUCUGUAAGAGUCCUAAGACCAACCGGUGUGAAGAAGCAAUGUUGAGCCGGGCUCCACCUGUGCCGUGUUUGGUCUGGGAGCUGUGGGUUUGGCUGCAGUCAUGGGUUGCAAGGCUGCAGGAGCCAAAAGGAUUAUCGCUGUUGACAUCAACCCAGACAAGUUUGAGAAGGCCAAAGUGUUUGGAGCUACUGACUUCGUCAAUCCCAAGGAUUACAAUAAACCCAUCAGCCAAGUGCUGAUGGAGAUGACUGGUGGAGGUGUGGACUACUCCCUGGAAUGUAUUGGGAAUGUGGAAUGCAUGCGCAGUGCUUUGGAAUCUUGUGUGGCAGGCUGGGGCGUUAGUGUCAUUGUUGGAUGGACAGACUUGCAUGACGUAGCCACCCGACCUAUUAAUCUCAUGCUUGGACGUACAUGGACUGGGUGCUUGUUUGGAGGAUUUAAGGGUAAGGAUGGCAUUCCUAGGAUGGUUAAAGCAUAUCUGGACAAGAAGGUGAUGCUGGAUGAGUUCAUUACUCACAACAUGACUGUGGACCAGGUCAACGACGCCAUUGAACUGUUGAAGAACGGUAAAAGUAUCCGCACAGUCAUGAGAUUUUCUCCACAAUAAUGCUGCUGUGCUGCCUUCAUUAACACUAAAGUUACUACCAGCGAACACUAAUCAGUGUUUGAAGAGUAAAAUAAAUGGUCUCCCAGAUGGA